This is a messenger RNA of Centrocercus urophasianus (Greater sage-grouse), 936 nucleotides long. Its product is annotated as olfactory receptor 6B1-like. The transcript has a single exon. Gene Ontology annotation, molecular function: G protein-coupled receptor activity; olfactory receptor activity. The record is from RefSeq and is a predicted model, not a curated record. The coding region runs from base 1 to 936 and encodes 311 amino acids. Gene Ontology annotation, biological process: G protein-coupled receptor signaling pathway. Gene Ontology annotation, cellular component: membrane. NCBI's taxonomy places the organism in Eukaryota, Metazoa, Chordata, Aves, Galliformes, Phasianidae.
AUGUCCUCAACUAACCAGACCUACGUGACUGGAUUCAUUUUGGUUGGUUUUCCAGGUAGACCAGUGAUCCAGCUUCUGAUCUUUUUGGUAUUCUUCCUGGCUUAUGUGCUGACGGUAACAGAAAAUGUAAUGAUUGUUGUGCUUGUCUGGACAAAUAUCCAGCUUCACAAGCCAAUGUAUGUUUUUCUGGGCAACCUUUCCUUUCUGGAGAUCUGGUAUGUCUCUGUCACAGUGCCCAAGGUGCUUGUGAGCUUGGUGGUUAAGAGCCAAGGCAUCUCCUUCACAGGCUGCAUGGCCCAGCUGUUCUUCCUGGCACUGGCCUGCACAGAGUGCACUCUCUUGGCUGCCUUCGCCUAUGAUCGCUACGUGGCUGUCUGCAAGCCCUUGCAUUACCCAAUAAUCAUGAACUGCACUCUUUGUGCCCACCUGUCUAUUGGCUCCUGGGUAAGCGGCUUCCUGAUUUCUGCAGGGAAGGUUUACUUCAUUUCACAUCAGACCUACUGCGGGCCCAAUAUCAUCAACCACUUCUUCUGUGAUGUGUCCCCCUUGCUGAAGCUCGCCUGCACCAACGCAUCACUAGCUGAGCUCAUGGAUUUCUUACUAGCCCUGCUCAUCCUCCUGGCACCGCUCACUGUGAUUGUGGCCUCAUACGUGUGCAUCAUCUCUGCUGUCCUGGCUAUUCCCACGGCCCAGGGCCGCCACAAGGCCUUUUCCACCUGUGCAUCUCAUCUUCUAGUGGUCACGGUGUUCUACACAGCCUCCUUGUUCAUCUACGCCAGGCCCCAGCCUAUUGAUUCCUUCAGCUCCAACAAACUGGUUUCUGUGAUAUACACUGUCUUAACACCGCACAUCAACCCAAUCAUCUACUGUCUGAGGAAUCAGGAAUUCAAGAUUGCUCUUAGGAAAACAACAUGCUGGAGGGAUAUCUUCUCCUAG